This is a messenger RNA of Triticum aestivum (bread wheat), 1027 nucleotides long. RefSeq lists its product as uncharacterized. The coding region runs from base 327 to 791 and encodes 154 amino acids. The transcript has 8 exons. The record is from RefSeq and is a predicted model, not a curated record. Lineage: Eukaryota; Viridiplantae; Streptophyta; Magnoliopsida; Poales; Poaceae.
UAUCCAAUUACUCGGGCGAAAAAAAAUUCCGAUUGGGCUCUCGUCCUGCUCCCCACGCGACAGAUCCCAGCCCUCGCCGCCGCCGCCGCCGAGUAGGUUGCUGCACGCUGACGGCCACGCGCGGCGGGAGAGGUCGAGGAGAUACGGAGGUCGCCGCGUGUCUCGAAGAGGAGGCCGCGUGUCUCGAAGAGGAGGCCGCCGUCGCAACUCCGGCCGUCUGCAAUUACCCUCGACGGCGGGGAGCCGCCGGCACGGGUUGCGACCAGAACCAUGGCCAUCGUAUUCAUCAUCCUCUCGUGGGAAAAAGAAGCGACCAUGCUCUCCUAAUGACGAUGCCACAAGUUCACAAGGCAGAACCGAGAACAGCACAAGCCUUGGUCGCAGUGAUCCAUGUGGAUCUGAGCGCCUUUCAGAAGGAGCUCCAAGAAGUCAGCCGUACGGUUGAAAUAUGGGUGUCAAGGCUGUCUGAUAUCGAGGACACUCAGGAUCGUACUGAGCGUGCAACAGAAGCCUUGGUUGGGUUCAGCCAACAACUAGAACAUGGUGGCCAGAAUCCCAAUAUUCGCCAGGUCUCAUCAUUCCUUCCAGCUCUAGGAUCCUCUUUAGAGCAAAAGAUUAAAAUGUUGCCCCAGUCUUCUCUUCUAUCUCUUCAAACGGUCGCAUCAGUAGCCGAGCCUAGCGAGGACGAAAGCAAGGAGAAUCACAAGGUGUUGCCCUCGAGCGAAGGAAGCAUGAGGUGGAAGUUGCCUGGACUUGAGCUUAGCUUCAUACGGAGUUCAUCUAAUGUAUAGAUGAUAUAACUGGAAUGAGCUGUAGAACUAUAGGGAUUUUGUUUUGGAAAUGCUCAUCUGUAUAUCCAGCGAGAUAACAUUUGUAGCGACAACUUGGAUUUCACUUGUAGUUAUGUGUAGCCUUGUGUAAAAUAGAUAUACUCGCAAUAGUUGUCUUGAUUAUACAUUUACACCAUGCUAGAAGAUAUAAUCUUUUUUUGACGAGGGAGAAUGAUAAACUCAUGUGGUUCCAAGUA